AUGAGUCACGUUUUAGACGGAUUGGAGUGUGCGGAUCGUAGACUGUCAUCACUUACACUUGAUGAUUACCGCAAAGAAGGCGCGGAUUGUCUUUUGGUUGUGGCCGACUUUGACUACACGUUAACUGCUCGUAGGGGAGAAAAUGGUGAACCAGGUUGCUUGACACAUCAGUGUUUUGAUGCGAGUAAACUACUGGAAAAAAACAGUACCAUUGAAGAAAUGGUCAGUUAUAUUGAAUUUGAUCAGUUUCAUGAUAUCGUAUACGUUCCUUUGACUGGUUACUUCUAUGUCUUUCCCAUACCUAAAUUCCCUUUGCCGUGCAUAUUUUAAGC
Molecule: messenger RNA, 332 nt
Organism: Strongylus vulgaris
Lineage: Eukaryota; Metazoa; Nematoda; Chromadorea; Rhabditida; Strongylidae
Source: the annotation of a GenBank genome assembly